Messenger RNA from Schistosoma margrebowiei, 1369 nucleotides. The record is from the annotation of a GenBank genome assembly. NCBI's taxonomy places the organism in Eukaryota, Metazoa, Platyhelminthes, Trematoda, Strigeidida, Schistosomatidae.
AGCUACAAUUAAAAUAGUUCAGUCAGCGCAGUUAGAUACUACUACUACUACUACUACUACUACUACUACUACUACUACUACUACUACUACUACUACUACUACUACUACUACUACUACUACUACUACUACUACUACUACUACUACUACUACUACUACUACUACUACUACUACUACUACUACUACUACUACUACUACUACUACUACUACUACUACUACUACUACUACUACUACUACUACUACUACUACUACUACUACUACUACUACUACUACUACUACUACUACUACUACUACUACUACUACUACUACUACUACUACUACUACUACUACUACUACUACUACUACUACUACUACUACUACUACUACUACUACUACUACUACUACUACUACUACUACUACUACUACUACUACUACUACUACUACUACUACUACUACUACUACUACUACUACUACUACUACUACUACUACUACUACUACUACUACUACUACUACUACUACUACUACUACUACUACUACUACUACUACUACUACUACUACUACUACUACUACUACUACUACUACUACUACUACUACUACUACUACUACUACUACUACUACUACUACUACUACUACUACUACUACUACUACUACUACUACUACUACUACUACUACUACUACUACUACUACUACUACUACUACUACUACUACUACUACUACUACUACUACUACUACUACUACUACUACUACUACUACUACUACUACUACUACUACUACUACUACUACUACUACUACUACUACUACUACUACUACUACUACUACUACUACUACUACUACUACUACUACUACUACUACUACUACUACUACUACUACUACUACUACUACUACUACUACUACUACUACUACUACUACUACUACUACUACUACUACUACUACUACUACUACUACUACUACUACUACUACUACUACUACUACUACUACUACUACUACUACUACUACUACUACUACUACUACUACUACUACUACUACUACUACUACUACUACUACUACUACUACUACUACUACUACUACUACUACUACUACUACUACUACUACUACUACUACUACUACUACUACUACUACUACUACUACUACUACUACUACUACUACUACUACUACUACUACUACUACUACUACUACUACUACUACUACUACUACUACUACUACUACUACUACUACUACUACUACUACUACUACUACUACUACUACUACUACUACUACUACUACUACUACUACUACUACUACUACUACUACUACUACUACUACUACUACUACUACUACUACUACUACUACUACUACUACUACUACUACUACUACUACUACUACUACUACUACUACUACUACUAAGUAUUAUUAG